Molecule: messenger RNA, 1140 nt
Organism: Monoraphidium neglectum
Lineage: Eukaryota; Viridiplantae; Chlorophyta; Chlorophyceae; Sphaeropleales; Selenastraceae
Product: THO complex subunit 5
Exons: 5
Coding region: 1-1140 (379 amino acids)
Biological process (GO): positive regulation of DNA-templated transcription, elongation; mRNA export from nucleus
Cellular component (GO): THO complex part of transcription export complex
Molecular function (GO): mRNA binding
Source: RefSeq, a predicted model, not a curated record
AUGGACGCGCUGACGGGCCUUGUGGCUCAUAUAGUUGAGCUCAAGAAGAAGCAGGCGGACCCAGUGGCCAUCCAAGACGCCUGCCGCGCUGGCACUGUCGCGCUGCUGCGCGCGCGCCAGGAGCAUCGUGCAGCCGCCCUCUCCGGCGAGGCGGCGCGCGAGCGCGCCGCGGCCGCCAAGGCCGGCCUCGACGCCGCGGUGCUGCGCCUCAACAGCCUCCUGUAUGAGAAGCAGUUCUACGUCCGCGAGAUCGCCGCAUGCACCAGCUACCGCAGCGCAUACCCGGAUGAGGAGAUCCAGCUGCCGCCGCUAGAGGCAGAGGCCCUCGCCGGCGCAGGCGCGGUUGCGGGCAGAGCGCAGCUAGCCCCGCACGCGCUGAUGCUGUCGCGCCUCACGGCGGAGCUCAACGCGCGCAAGGCGCUCGGCGACGCGCUGAAGAGCGCGCGCGCGGAGCGGCAGCGCGAGGCGGGCCGCGCGGCGGCGGACAAGGCGCGGCUCUCGGCGCUCAAGGCGCCGCUGCGCGGGCUGGAGCAGGCGGGGGGCCCCCUGCUGGACGUGCUGGGGCCGCGGCUGCAGCUGCGCGCGCCGGAACGAGCGGCGACGCUGCUGCCGGCGCCGUUGUGGGCCAUCAAUUAUCAGUUUGCAGCGGCGCGCGACGCGCUGGGACUGCCCAUUGGUGUUCGGCUCGAGGGGGAUGCGGCAGAGGCAGCUGCCCGGCUCGCGGCGGCAGGGGCCGGCGCGCCAGGCGCUCGGGGCGGCGAUAGCGGCAGCGGCGGCGGGGAGGUGGCGCAGGGGCCAGCGAGCAAGCGGCGGCGGCAGGAGGAGGCGGCUGGGGUUCUGUAUGAGGUGCACCCGCUGUCGGUGGUGGUGUCCCUCCUGAGCAGCCGGCAGCCGCAGGGACAGCAGCAGCAGCCGCUGCUCGAGGUCCGAUUCGACUAUUACCAGAGGCCGGGCCUCGUGGGCGCCUGCUGCUGCGGCGGCAGCGGCGGCGGCGCGGGCGGCGGGGCUGCGCUGCUGAGCGCCCUCUUCCCCGGCGAUGAGGGGGAUGGCGAGGGCUACGAGGUCCUGGCGCAGCUGGCGGGGCCGGGGCCCUACCAGUUUGGCAGCGCGGCAGCGCCGGCCCGUCCCUUCCGGCUCUAG